Messenger RNA from Anolis sagrei ordinatus, 1838 nucleotides. Lineage: Eukaryota; Metazoa; Chordata; Lepidosauria; Squamata; Anolidae. The record is from RefSeq and is a predicted model, not a curated record.
GAAGCUUCAGCGGAAGAGGCGGGGCGUCUGGAGAGGGAGCGUCGGGUUGGCGCGCGGCGUCGGCGGCAGUUGGAGUUGCGGUUGCGGCACGUGCUGCUAGGGUGGUUCUCUCCUUUGACUCGCAGCUUGCAGAACCGAGGAGGGAGACGCUCGAGAGGGCCAUGGACGUCGAGGAUUGGGAGACGGACAUCCACGGGAGUACAGGGGCUGCUGCUGCUGCUACUACUUUGCCAGCCUUCCAGCCCAGCUUCGAGAAAAGGGGGGGGUUAUCUGGAAGAGUAAAUGAAACAACAUCCAGCUUCAGUCAGAAUGCAAAGGUACCAGGUGUUUAUGCAACACCAAACAGAGAUGAGAAACCAACCGGUGGAUUUGGAGGUGGAAGGAUAUUUCCAAAUAGAGGAAACAGGUUUGAAGAAAGACAGAGUUUUGAUUCAGAAAGAGGAAACAGGUUCGAAGAAAGAAAGAGUUUUGAUUCAGAAAGAGAUUUUGGUGAUAAUGAAGACAGCCAGCCAGCCAGAAGAGGUCUAAGGAGAGGAGGUUUUCAAGGAAUCAGUGACAGUGGUUCUCGUAGGGGUGGAAGAGGAUCAUUUCAAGGUGGCAAAGGAGGAUAUGGGCAGUUUGCAAAUGAUGAAAAUGAGAGUCAGGAUAUAAGACCGGGAUCUGGCAGCUUUGGCUUUAAAAGAGGAGGAGCUUUUGGUGCUCCAGCAGGUGACUUUGAAAAUAGAGGAAGAGGAUUUGGAGGCAGAGGGGGAUACAAAGGAAACGAUGAAGAAAUGAUUGGUGGCUCUGUUAGAAGUAUGUGGAAAUCAGAUGGAGACCCAGAAAAAGGUGAUGGUGGAGGUCCAAAGGUGACAUACGUACCACCUCCACCACCAGAUGCUGAAUCUGCCAUCUUUGCACGUUACCAGACAGGGAUAAAUUUUGACAAAUACGAUAACAUUCUUGUGGAGGUUUCAGGACUUGAUCCUCCAUCAGCAAUACUGACAUUUGAUGAAGCUAAUCUGUGCCAAAUAUUAAUGGAGAACAUUGCUAGAGCUGGAUAUUUUAAACUUACUCCAGUGCAGAAAUACAGUAUUCCUAUUGUGCUGGCAGGACGUGAUUUAAUGGCAUGUGCUCAAACAGGAUCUGGGAAAACAGCAGCUUUUCUUAUUCCAAUUAUGGCUCAUAUGCUACGCGAUGGAAUCACUGCUACUCACUUCAAAGAACAACAGGAACCAGAAUGUAUAAUCGUAGCUCCGACUAGAGAACUGAUAAACCAGAUCUUUUUGGAAUCAAGAAAAUUUUCAUAUGGAACAUGUAUAAGGCCAGUUGUCAUUUAUGGAGGUAUACAAAUGGGACAUACAAUUCAUCAGAUAAUGCAAGGGUGUAAUAUACUGUGUGCUACCCCAGGAAGGCUUUUGGAUAUAAUAAACAGAGGAAAGAUUGGUCUGUCCAAAUUAAAAUACUUGGUGUUAGAUGAAGCAGACCGUAUGCUGGACAUGGGAUUUGGUCCUGAUAUGAAGAGAUUGGUUUCAAGUCCAGGCAUGCCGUCAAAAGAUCAACGACAGACACUUAUGUUUAGUGCUACUUUUCCUGAGGAAAUCCAGAGGCUGGCUGGGGAAUUUUUGAAGGAAGACUACUUAUUUGUUGUUGUUGGACAAGUGGGUGGAGCCUGCAGUGAUGUUGAACAGACUAUACUUCAAGUAAAUCAAUAUGACAAGAGAGAUAAGCUUCUGGAAAUUCUCAAUACCAUAGGUAAGGAACGAACAAUGGUGUUUGUGGAAACAAAGAAAAAAGCAGACUUUAUUGCAACUUUUCUUUGUCAGGAAUACAUACCAACGACAAGCAUUCAUGGGUAA